AUGGAUCCAUUUAUCAUUGCUGCUAUUUUAAGCGCUAUAGUUAUAAUAAUUCUAUCGAUCGCAUUUUUACGUGUAACCCAGAUUAGACCACAAAGUGGAGAAAAACCAAGGCCAGUUGCCCAACGUGAUGGAGGUCCAGGUAGAGUGCAAGCUGUUAGGAAUCAAAGAGCCCGUAUGAGAGCUAAUGCUGCUCGUCAUCAAGCGGCUUUAAUUGAAGAGGAACCAGGUGUAGCGGAGGAAGCUGAGGAAGAACAUAUUCCCCAGGCUGAAAAAUUGGAGUUUGUUGACAGAAUGGGGGCAAAAAAACGUGCAAAGGUAGAAGCUAAGCUGGAAAAGAAGAAAGCGAGAGAAGCCGAGGAACAGAUGCGUGAAGCAAGACGAAGGAGAGAUGAGGAAAUGGAGGAGUUAAAGAAAAAAGAAGAACAAGAGAGAGAGGAAGAAGAACGGAAGGAAGAGGAAGCGGAGCGCAAAGCUGAGGAAGAACGUAAAAUGCGCGAGCAGGCGGAAUAUGAGGCGAUGAAGGCGGCAUUCACAGUGGAAGGAGAGGGCUUCGAUGAGAACGAAGAGGAAGACAAGGAGAACUUACUCAAGGAGUUCAUUGACUACGUCAAGUGCCAGAAAGUGGUGUUGCUCGAAGAUUUAGCGGCACACUUCAAAUUAAAGACGCAAGCGGCCAUAGACAGAAUAACCGACUUGCAGGCCACUGGAGAACUUACGGGUGUAAUAGAUGACAGGGGGAAAUUUAUCUACAUCUCCCAGAAGGAACUAGAAGACGUCGCCAAGUUUAUCAAGCAGCGUGGCAGAGUUUCCAUUGCGGAUCUGGCGGAAUCUAGCAACGACUUGAUCAACUUAAAUCCGAUCCCUGUGUCG
Molecule: messenger RNA, 870 nt
Organism: Iphiclides podalirius (scarce swallowtail)
Lineage: Eukaryota; Metazoa; Arthropoda; Insecta; Lepidoptera; Papilionidae
Source: the annotation of a GenBank genome assembly